CUAUAAACAUGUGGGCAAAGGUUUUACUGUAUCGUUAUUUGGGAUAAAGCCAUUCUAUAAUGCGCGACCCGUGUGGCUCUACCACAGGUACACAGCGGCGUCGGCGGUUUACGUGUGCGUUGAUUCCGGUUCAGCUCUCCGACCAUCAGCCUCUCUAGCGCGGGUUAUUAUACGCUUUAUUUCUGUGCAAUUCGUUCUUGGUCAAGUGUAGUUGGGGCGAAACAAGUCCGGAAAGGUGUUUUACCUAGAAAUAAGAGUGAUUAGUUGGAACGAAGAUGGAUGCUUUCCUCUUCCCGCGAGAUAAGUGGAUAAUGAAUCAUUGAUAAGUUACAAGUCAGGAACGCAUUACGAACCGAUGACGUAGCUUAAAACCAGUUUUGAAACGUGUAUGUAAUAUGCAGUGAUCUUAAGGCUUACACUAUUGAAUCGUGCCAAAAGACAACAUUCCUUGUGCAAGUGAAGCGUUCCUCGAGUAGACGUGCUUAUACGCGAGAAGAAGGCUUAAACAUGGCUUCAAACGCAAACGGAGUUCGUAGUAUUGCUGCAGUUGUAAUCGUGCUGAUGACAGUAGCUGUGAUAUCGGUUAGUUCGGAACCGGAAUCUUGUCACGACAGCAAACCCUGCCCGGAAGACGAAUAUUGUGAUAUGCACAAUUUUUCUUGCUCCCACUGCAGCGAGAUUUGUACCCUACGUGAAACCAGAUACGAUUGCAGUAAAAAGUGUAAAGAUUAUCUUAUACUGCAAAGAAUUGCCAUCUUGGAGGACAACUUGUACACCACGAUCAUCACAUUCGCCGUGAUACUGCUCAUGCUUGCCAUCAUUGUGGUUGCGAUCAUUGCUCGUUGGUGCAGAAAAAAUGGUCAUCUCUCGUGUGCGUUCUUGAAGCGUCUUAUCGGAGCGAGUGAGAAGUCCCACCCGCCGGCAAUGGAAUACACCCACGAGAAUCCUCACACCAAAAGUCCGAAGCUACAAGCCAGAAACACAAACAACAAUAUUGCUCUUCCACCGCUCCCAGCGGUGGCAACCGUGAGACCAGCGAGUACUUACAUGGGCUCUGACGAGGGCGCAUCCGUACGGACCGUUACGACACCCAUUAGCCAGCGGUAUCCGUUGGAGGAUUGGCGGGAGAAUCAUGCGUACGAUAAUGGCGGGCUGGCGAUUACCCCUACGGAGAACACCUACGAAUACGUGGAAGCUAAGAUGAAUCAGCAACGGUUCUGAGCCGUACUUAAUCGUGCACAUGAUGGACACGCGUGAGAAUAUGAAAAUUCUCGAUUCGGAGAUGAGAACACUCGAGGAAUUUCGGAUGAAUUGUCCCCCAGAAUCGUUCCUUACACAUAGUUUAUUUCAUACAUUAUUUCAAAUUCCUAUCGAAAUUGAAAAUUAAACUCUUUCACUCCAUGAUUCGUUUGAAGUCGCACUACAGACUAACCGUAGAUGUCGAAUCUCUUCGCGCAGCUUAGUUAGGUUAAUUGGCAAUAUAGAAAUUGCAUGGCAUUUUGAUAUUCAUCGGUUUUUUUGUUGUUGUAAAUAAUAAACAGGAAAAAUGAAAUAGUAUUGAUAGGCUCAAAUUGAGCCCUCUUUUAGAUUUAGUAUUUACGGAGAUUCAAACUCCUCAGGCAAUGCAGAAAACAAUGAAUUGCAAGAACUAGAUAAAGCAAAUGAAAUUAGAGUGUUAAACCACACAAAACUGUA
Messenger RNA from Toxorhynchites rutilus septentrionalis, 1695 nucleotides. It is a transcript of the gene grnd, whose product is annotated as protein grindelwald. The transcript has 2 exons. The record is from RefSeq and is a predicted model, not a curated record. The coding region runs from base 508 to 1221 and encodes 237 amino acids. Lineage: Eukaryota; Metazoa; Arthropoda; Insecta; Diptera; Culicidae.